Messenger RNA from Magnolia sinica, 4092 nucleotides. RefSeq names its product disease resistance protein RGA2-like. The coding region runs from base 319 to 4092 and encodes 1257 amino acids. The record is from RefSeq and is a predicted model, not a curated record. Gene Ontology annotation, molecular function: ADP binding. The transcript has a single exon. Lineage: Eukaryota; Viridiplantae; Streptophyta; Magnoliopsida; Magnoliales; Magnoliaceae. Gene Ontology annotation, biological process: defense response to fungus.
CCUUGAUUUUAAAAAUGCAAACAUCGAGCAAUUAGGACCAUCUGCAUAGUAGGCGACCAGACCAACAAUCCUAAUCAACGUACAUUUGCCUCAUGGAGAGUGUCAAUUAUAUCAAUUCACAUCUUGGGCUCUCACUGGCUUAUUAUAUUGCGAAGAAUCUAAGAUGGAUAGAACGUAUACAGGCAAUAAGAGAGGAGGAUAAGAUAGAUGGAAUACAAAUAGGCAAUAAUAGAGGAGGAUUAUCUUGUACAUGAUCUUGAGAUCCUUCUCUUUCCCUAAAAAAAAAAUUUCUUGUGAUUUCCCUGUUAGGACCAAGGAAUGGCAGAAGCAGUUGUAUCAGGCGUUGUUCAAGUGAUUAUCGAAAAACUAGCCUCCCCAAUCCUAAAACAGUGUCAACUGUUGUGGGGUGUUCACGAGGAGAUGGGAAAUCUAAGAAGCAAGUUAUCAACUAUACAAGCUGUGCUUGAAGAUGCAGAGGAGAAGCAGGUAAAUAGCAAGGCGCUGCAGGAUUGGCUGGGAAAGCUGAAAUGUGUGGUUUAUGAUGCGGAAGAUAUAUUGGAUGACUUCACAACAGAAGUGGAAGCAGAACCAAAAGUGGAAGCUAAACGCAAAAAAGUGGAGAUUGGGGAUUGCAUUACGAAGGUACGCACCUUCUUUUCAGCAUCCAACCCACUGGUGUCCCGUUCAAAUAUGGCAGAUAAGAUAAAGGAGAUAGGGCGGAGAUUAGAUGGGAUUGCUGAAGAGAGGUCUAAAUUCCAUUUGAAAGAGAUAGAACGGGUGUUCGAGAUUCGAGGCCGAGAACCAACUGACUCGUUUGUAAUCGAGUCAGAUGUUUAUGGAAGGGAGGAAGAUAAAAAAAAGAUAAUGGAAUUACUGAUUAGUGAGGAUAACAGAGAGGACGUUACAGUCAUCCCCAUAGUUGGUAUGGGGGGCCUUGGGAAGACCACACUCGCUCAAUUAGCUUUCAAUGACGAGAGGGCAGCGAAGCAUUUCGAGCCAAGAAUGUGGGUUUGUGUGUCAGAUGAUUUCAGUGUGAGCAGGGUAACAAAAGAUCUCGUAGAGUCAGCAACCAAUAGCAAAUGUGAUCUCCCAAACAUGGAUCAACUGCAGCGUCGCCUCAGAGAACUGCUGAGUGGGAAGAAGUUUUUACUUGUGUUGGAUGAUGUGUGGGAUGAAAAUCCUAUGAACUGGGAUCGAUUGAAACAAUUUCUCAGAGGAACUAGCGGUAGUAAAAUCAUUGUAACUACCCGUAGUGAAAAAGUUGCUUUAAUCAUGGGCACUAUCCCUUCACACCAUUUGGCAGUAUUAUCAGAAGCUGAUUGUUGGUCUCUGUUCAAGCAACGAGCGUUUGUGCAUGGACGACAAGAACAUGCAAACCUCGUAAUGCAUGGAAAGGAAAUUGUAAAGAAGUGUGGUGGUGUCCCAUUGGCUGCAAAGACGCUCGGAAGCUUGAUGCGGCUUAAAACAGAUGAAAGAGAGUGGUUGCUUGUCAGACACAGUGAAAUUUGGAAUCUUCCUGACGAUGAAAAUCACAUUUUACCAGCUCUAAAGUUGAGUUAUUAUCAUCUUCCAUCACAUUUGAAGCAAUGCUUUGCCUACUGCUCAAUAUUUCCAAAAGAUUAUGAAAUUGAAAAGAAGAAACUGAUCCAACUUUGGAUAGCCGAAGGUUUCCUUCAAUCAUCAUCAGAUGGAAUUAAACAAAUGGAAGACAUUGGUGGAGAGUAUUUUAAUAAUCUGUUGUGGCGGUCCUUCUUUCAAGAUCUUCGGAAAGAUAAUGAUGGGAAUAUAGAAUGGUGCAAGAUGCAUGACCUCGUGCAUGAUCUUGCAAGCUCUGUUGCAGGGAAUGAAUGUUCGAUUCUGAAGGACAAGAAUGCAAUGAGUAUCUCUAAAAUGAGCCGGGCUCGUCGUUUGUCCUUGGAGUUUGAUUUUAGUAAUUUCCUCCUAACAGUCCAAAAUGACUUGAGGACAGCAAACCAUUUGCGAACACUGCUGCUCGGAAGAUGGAAUGUCAACAUGCCUGGAAGAGGGAAGAAUGUCAGCGUUCCUUGUGAACUUUUGGUACAUUUUAUGUGCUUGCGUGUGUUAGAUUUAAGCAAUACACAUGUCGCUAUGGAGUCGUUGGUUUCAAUUGGUGAGUUGAAACACUUGAGAUAUCUCGACCUGUCUUAUAAUGUAAUGCAAGCCCUUCCCGAAUCUAUCAGCACUCUUCACUACUUGCAAACCUUGAGACUCUUGGACUGUGAUUAUCUUGCAGAGUUACCCAUGGACAUGAGAAAAAUGACUAGCCUAAGACAUCUUGAAAUCGAUCGAUUUGGUAAAUUGACCCAUAUGCCAGCUAAUAUGGGAGAACUGAAGUUCCUUCAGACGUUGCCAAUAUUCAUCAUUGGCAAGGAUAGUGGAUGUGGUAUAAGAGAGCUGCAGGGCUUAAACCUUGGAGGAAACUUGAUUAUUCGAAACCUUGAGAAUGUGACGUGUCCAGCAGAUGCCCAGGUUGCCAACUUGAAGGAGAAGCCAAACCUUCAUACGUUACACUUUUCAUGGGGUCAGAAUAUUGAUCUUCAGUUGGAAGGAAUUGUUGAGCAAACACUUGAAGGUCUCCAACCGCAUCCAAAUCUCAAAAGGUUGAAGGUGGAAGGGUAUGUGGGCGUCAGAUUUCCGCAUUGGAUGAGUAAUUCGUUGCUUUGGAAUCUGAUUGAAAUCUCACUGAAUCAUUGCAGAAGAUGCGAACAGCUCCCAUCACUUGGCCACUUACCAUUCCUGGAGGUUCUUGCGAUACAAGGAAUGGAUGCUGUGAAAUCUAUUGGCAACCAUUUCUAUGGCGACAAUGAUGUCACAGAGGCAUUCCCAUCACUGAAACAACUCACCUUCCAAUAUAUGCCUAAUUUAGAGGAGUGGUCAGGAUUCAAUGGAAGAGAAGUAUUCCCCCGUCUCAAACAAUUACUUUUCGACAGAUGCCCGAAGCUCGAGUCUAUAACAGGAGAGCUUGGAAACCUUGCUGCUCUCGAGUCUCUGAAUAUUUGUAAUUGUGAUGAGCUGGUAUCUAUACCAGGGGAGCUUGGAAACCUUGCUGCUCUAGAGUUUCUGAAAAUUUCUGGGUGCGAUAAGCUGGUAUCUUUGCCAGAGGAGUUACAGAACCUCACCUCUCUCCGUCGGCUGCAGAUUAAUGACUGCAAUGGUCUAACAUCCUUGAGACUACAAGGCUUGAACUCUCUUCUAGUUCUUAUCAUUCAGCAUUGCAAAAGCCUAACGAGUUUGAUAAGGGGGCUGCAACACCCCACUGCCUUAAAAUACUUGAGGAUUAAUGAAUGUCCAGAGCUGGCUUCUUUACUAGAGGGUAUGCAACACCUCACGUCUCUUCAAGCAUUAAGCAUCAGCGGAUUUGAGAAGUUAACAUCUUUGCCGGAAUGGUUACAGCAUGCCAUAACACUGAAACAGCUCUACAUCAGUAAUUGGGAAAGUCUAACGGCUCUGCCAGAGUGGAUAGGAAACCUGUCAUUGCUUCAAGAAUUGAAGAUCGACAAUUGCGAAAAACUGGAGUGUUUGCCAUCGGCGAUAGGAAACCUGUCCUCGCUUCUAUAUUUGCAGAUUGGAGAUUGUUAUAAACUGGAGUGUUUGCCAUCCGGGCUGCAACUCCUAACAAACCUCCAACGUCUAAAAAUCAUGAGUUUGCCAAGUCUAACGGCUCUGCCAGAAAGGAUAGGAAACCUGUCCUCGCUUAAAGUUUUGUUGAUUAAGGAUUGUGAUAAAUUGGAGUGUUUGCCAUCCGGGUUGCAACUCCUAACAAACCUCCGGAAUCUAAAAAUCUGGAGAUUGCCAAGUCUAACGGCUCUGCCGGAGGGGAUUGGAAACCUGUCAUUGCUUCGACAAUUGACAAUCGGCAAUUGUGAUAAAUUGGAGUGUUUGCCAUCCGAGCUGCAACUCCUAAAAAAUCUCCGAGAGCUAACUAUAUAUGGAUGUCCCCAAUUAGAGAAGCGAUGCAAGAAGGAGAAAGGCGAGGAUUGGCACUACAUAGCACACAUCCCAAAUAUCCACAUUGAAUCCGAAUCCGAAUCCGAGUCCGAGUCUGAGUCCGAAUCCGAAUCCGAAUCAUAG